GGCGGCGGCGAACAGCAUCACACAAGAGAACGAGACUCUACCAUGGGGACGGAGGAGGCCAGGCGGUUCACGCUCCAGGUGGAGAUGCAGUGCCGCUGCAUUGGCUGCGUCAAGAAAGUCGAGAAGGCCAUGGCGUCCAUUGGGAGUCUCAGGGGAAUCGAAACUUCGGUAGGGGAUGUUGACACUGGGAUUGUCACGGUGGUUGGGAAGGUGGAUCCAACAGAGGUCUGCCAGUGGCUGAAGAAGAAGACAAAGAAGAGUGUCAAAGUUGUCAAUCCUGAUCCAGCAAUUGAGAAUCACAACCAGAAAAUGGUAGUGGUCCUAGGAAGCAGUUCAAGAGCUUGGUACACUACACCCUCAGCUCCACCAUUACAAGAUGAGAUGUCCUGGGCUCUAGCGCCACCAGUAGGUCAGCAUGAUCAUAAGAGCCUACAGUUGAUCGAGGAGAAGAUCAGGGGCCUCGAGAAGGUCAGGGAUGUCCUGAAGAUCAAGAACCUGGAGAAUGAGCUGAUUGCAGCCAAGAGUGAGCUCACACAGUCAAGGAAAGUGAUCAACAGCAGUAAGAAGGCUCUGCUGGAUAGUGCUUUGAAUCAGCUCAAAGCAUAUAAGAACCUGGAGGCACUCAGUCAGUCACCAUAUGAUUAACAAGUAAAGUUAUGCAACCGUUUUAUUUCUGUGAGCAUUCUGCUAGUUGCCACCAUAGCACCAUGUUUUGUGAAGGUGCUCUGUGGUUUAGUUGUCUUGCCACCUAGCAAGUAAAAGUUAUCUAUCAACCUGCCCAACGUUGUUUUGAACUACCAAAACACCACUUAAUGUAAGUUUCCAUCCCACUAGGUAACUAUCAAUUUUUCACGCUUGGUGUUGGUGAAAUUGCUCGUUCAUUUUCCCCCCCUUUUUCUGGUAGUAUCUAUAGGUGGUUAGAUUAAGUAGCUGAUAGAUGAUAGCUAAGUGGAAAAUCACACAGAAGUUUCAUCAGUGAUCUUGCCACACGCAGAAUUUCCAAACUUCAAUUCAGCCUCAUACUGCCAUACACAUUGAGGAUUACAACCUAAAGGAAGAGCAAAGGCGGAUAGAG
Molecule: messenger RNA, 1075 nt
Organism: Panicum hallii
Lineage: Eukaryota; Viridiplantae; Streptophyta; Magnoliopsida; Poales; Poaceae
Product: heavy metal-associated isoprenylated plant protein 5-like
Exons: 4
Coding region: 43-645 (200 amino acids)
Molecular function (GO): metal ion binding
Source: RefSeq, a predicted model, not a curated record